Messenger RNA from Adineta steineri, 333 nucleotides. NCBI's taxonomy places the organism in Eukaryota, Metazoa, Rotifera, Eurotatoria, Adinetida, Adinetidae. The record is from the annotation of a GenBank genome assembly.
AUGAAUAUAUUAUUUCGUAAAAAUACGUCAAAUAAUAAUGAAUUAAAUUCGACUAAAGAUGAUUCAUUUGUACUUCAAUCAUCAAAAGAAACAAAAACUAAUGAAGAUAAUGAUGAUGAUGAUAUACUUAUUUCAACAUCAAAUAAUAAUGAUAAACAAAUUAAAAAUACAACUUUAUUAACACAAACUGUUCAACAACUUUUUGGAAAAACAUCUUCUUCAACUUCUUCAUCUUCUUCUUCAUCUUCAUCUACAACGAAAACAAAUUAUAUUGAUGAUAAAAUUCUUCAAGAUGAAAAUAAUACUGAUGAUCAACUUAUUGAUUUGAAUUAA